AAUAAAAAACAAAAAAAAAAAAAGAGGAAAAUAAACAAACAACAGAAAGGAAAAUAUCAUGGCCUCAACUGAGCCCGAGAAGUUGGUGGAGGACAAGAAAGAAACGGUGGCGCCAAAAACUCCUAUUGAUUACUUUAGUUUGGGUGAUUUGGUAUUGAGAUUUUUGCUCUUUCCUUCAGCAGUGGUGGCAGUUGUGGUUAUGGUCACUAGCAACCAAACACUUCAUUCUGUGCCUGCUAAAUUCAAUCACUCACCAGCUUUCAUUCUAGGACCANUGAAGCCGAUAUCCUUGGCGGCUCCGGAAGCAUUGUCUGCAGCACAUCAAACUAUACUUCCUAAUGAUGGCAUGCAGACAAGCGCCUUUUAUAUACUCGCCUUGCCUCAGCUCCUCGAGGCGUCAAGGCCGCGCCAUGCCACGCCUCACGUCAUGGCGAAGUCACGAUACUUUGUGGCAGCACUCUCAGUUGCAGCCUUGUACAGCAUUAUUACCACUCUCUUCUCCUUUUAUGCUCUCCUCAAACCUGACUGCUGCCCAAAACUGCUCUCCCAUUUUGUCAUAUUCGAUGUUCUACUUUUGGGAAUUGUGGCUGCAGCAACUGGAUCAGCAGGUGCAGUGGCUUAUAUAGGUCUAAAGGGAAACACACAUGUUGGUUGGAAAAAGAUUUGCAACAUUUAUGAUGAUUUUUGCAAGCACGUUGGAGCUUCGGUUUUCGUAUCCUUGUUCGCCUCAAUCGUCCUGGCUUUCUUGAUUUUGCUCUCUGUUUAUGGCCUGUCCAAAAAAAUCCCAAAAUAGAGGUGCCAUUUGUUAGUAGCAUGGUGUGAAUGAAUUUACAUAUAUGGGCUCCUAGACUUGUUCAGUUGUUUGUGUAUUUUGUGGCCUUGUGGGUAUGGGAUGUUAUUUUUGUAUAGUGUGUGCACAUGUGUGUGGAUAUGGAAAAAUUAAAAUCCUUCUAUUGGAUUAAAUGAAUGUACUUAUUGGAUCAGGCUUGUGAAAACCUGCAUGUUGUGUUCUUAGUGCAGCUGACAAAAUUGUUGGAUUACAAAUUGUAUUUGAUCUAUGAAUUGUUAGUGUAUUAUGUGGUUGGAUUAGUGCCUUCCCAUUCAGUUUUUGUGCUCAUAUGUAACUCUUCAUUGAUGUGAUUAAGCCAUCUGUUUGCUUAGAUGCUUGAAGCCUAAUGUUAUUUUGUUUUUGUUUU
Striga asiatica is the source of this 1196-nucleotide messenger RNA. NCBI's taxonomy places the organism in Eukaryota, Viridiplantae, Streptophyta, Magnoliopsida, Lamiales, Orobanchaceae. The record is from the annotation of a GenBank genome assembly.